Molecule: messenger RNA, 4296 nt
Organism: Nanorana parkeri
Lineage: Eukaryota; Metazoa; Chordata; Amphibia; Anura; Dicroglossidae
Gene: R3HDM2
Product: R3H domain containing 2
Exons: 25
Coding region: 345-3446 (1033 amino acids)
Molecular function (GO): nucleic acid binding
Source: RefSeq, a predicted model, not a curated record
CUCUGUGUGACAGCGGAUGGGAACAGCUGGGCUCUGCCCUGCUUCGUAGCAGCUUGUCAGAGCAAUUAUCUUGGCAAAGGAAAGGCAGCCAGAGUCCAUAGCACUCCAUUCACAAGGCCACCAAAAAGAGAAAAGGGGAGGGGGCUAAAUUUAAGGCAGUUAAACAGGAAGAGAAAAAAAAAAAAAAACUCGUCGUGAAAUAUAUCCAGCAUUCGAUUUGCAUUGAAAUCAACCUGCUCCCGCACAUCACAAAGAUGAUCUCCUUCAUAGGUUGGAAGAGCUGAUUUUCAUCAAUCAGCCUCUAUCACCCCUCCUCUAACGGUUGCUGCCAAUUGCUUUGUACUAUGCUGAAGAUGUCCCAUGGCCACACAGCCCAGGAAACUUUGGAGAUCAUGAAGGAGUCAGAAAAACGCUUGGUCGAAGAGUCUGUGAACAGAAGCAAGGCAGUGUCAAGAUCACCAAGUAAAGAGGAGCCAGAAUCAGACGAGCCAAAUGCACGUCAAGAACCACAGAGGCGGAAUCCAAGCCACGGACAUGCUAGGAAACGAGCCAAGUCAAACUCUAAACUGAAGCUGGUAAGAAGUUUAGCAGUGUGUGAAGAGUCAUCUGGACCAUUUGUGGAUGGCUGUUUGGAACCUCAGGAUGUUAUUCACUUGCAUAUCAGCUGUCCUUCUGAUAAGGAAGAGAAGUGCUGUAAGGAUGGGCCUGAGAAGGAUGAGAAAAAUAAGGAAAAGGGGCCAAAGAAAAUGCUGUCUAGAGAUUCUAGUCAGGAGUACACAGAUUCUACUGGAAUAGAUGUACACGAAUUUUUAGUGAACACACUGAAGAAUAACCCAAGGGACAGAAUGAUGCUGCUAAAAUUAGAACAAGAAAUCCUUGAAUUUAUUAAUGAUAAUAGCAAUCAAUUUAAAAAGUUUCCACAGAUGACCUCAUAUCACAGGAUGCUUUUACACCGUGCUGCUGCUUACUUCGGCAUGGAUCAUAACGUAGACCAAACAGGCAAAGCCGUAAUCAUUAAUAAAACCAGUAACACACGAAUACCUGAGCAAAGGUUCUCUGAGCACAUCAAAGAUGAAAAGAGUUGUGAAUUUCAACAAAGAUUCAUCCUAAAGAGAGACGAUGCCAGCAUGGACCGUGAUGAUAAUCAGAUUAGAGUACCUUUGCAAGAUGGAAGGCGGAGUAAAUCCAUAGAAGAGCGAGAGGAGGAGUAUCAGAGAGUUCGGGAGAGAAUUUUUGCAAGAGAGUCAGCCCAAAAUGGUCAUAUUGCUGAUAACAGAGUCUACAGAGAAGGCUUUUCCACUCUCUCUCACAAAAGGAGACAGUUGUUUAGAGGCAACAGAGACUUUCUGAAUAGAGGCCCUGGUAGUCGACAGAGCAGUACUGAAAGUGAACUGAAAUCUCUGGAUCCAAGACCUUGGAGCAGCACAGACUCUGAUGGCUCCUGCCGCAAUAUGCGUCCUCCAGUAACCAAAGCCAGCAGCUUUAGUGGCAUUUCUAUCCUGACCAGGGGGGAUAGCAUUGGCAGCAAUAAGAACGCAGUCAACCGGACGGGCCGACCAGGCCUGCCAAUAAGCACCCCAGAAGUAUGCAGCCAAGCCACCUCCUCCCAGCAGUCCACUAGAAGCAUCAUAUCUUGCACUGCACAGCAACAACAUCCCCAUCCUCACCAGGCACUUCCACCCACUCCUCAGCAACAAUCCAUGAGUAACCACUUAAUGUCACAGACCCUUCAGCCCUCUCCACAACCGGUCCAGUACUCCGCCAGCUCCUGCCCCCAAGUCCUUCUGCCAGUUUCAUCUCCCCAGCAGUACAAUCUGGCUGAUGAUUUGAACAGUCACUUUGGGCAGAUGACACUCAGUCGGCAGGGUUCAUCUGAGGUUCCUGAUCCCUCUGCUGCCAUCUACCAGUCAUCUCUUAUUUCCCAGCAUCCCCAGCAGGCUGGCUUUAUCAUGACAUCUGGGGGACAAGCCAUCCCUCCAACUGGUUACCCUUCCUCAGGGCACCCUUCCCCAACCCAGCAAGUCAUGCCACCACAGGGAUUCAUGCAGCCUCCACAGCAAAUUCAGGUCUCUUAUUAUCCCACGGGUCAAUAUCCAAACUCUAGCCAGCAAUACCGACCUCUCCCGCACACAGCGGCCUACAAUUCACAGCGCAAUCAGCAGGUCACCCAGCCUCCUCAGCAACCUGGUAUGCAGCCCAUAAUAUCCAACCAGCCACCUGCUUACCAGGGAAUGAUGGGUGUUCAGCAGUCACAAAAUCCUGCCAUGCUCAAUAACCAGAGGGCAAGUGUUGGAAAUCAAAUGCAAAGCAUGAUGGUGCAGUACACUCCACUUCCUUCAUAUCAGGUUCCAGUGGGAAACGAAUCGCAGGGAGUUGUGUCACAGACCUAUCAGCAACCUGUACUUGUUCCCACCAAUCAGACUGUGCAGGGAACCAUGCAAGCUGGAGGGAUGCCAGUCUACUACAGUGUUAUACCACCAGCACAGCAGAAUGGUUCCAGCACAUCUGUGGGUUAUCUUCCGCCUCAUGGCUCUGAGCAGUACCAGAUGCCUCAGUCUCCUUCUCCCUGCAGCCCUCAACAAAUGCAACAGCAGUAUUCAGGUGUCAACCCUUCAAGCCUGGGUGUGGUGGUGAUGCAGCUGAAUGUACCCAAUGGCCCGCAGGCGACAUCACAGAACCCGCCAGUAGUCCAGUGGAACCACUGCAAAUAUUUUAGUGUUGACCAAAGGGGUCAGAAACCUGAGCAUCUGUACGCUGCAGAUGCCAGCACUCAGGCCAGUAAUCUCAUGAACAGUCCCAUUACAUCCCCAGCACAGUCACCAGCGCCUUCUCCGGGCUCUAACAUGAACAGUGUUUGCACUGGACUUUCGCAACUAUCUGUCAUUCCCCAGUUUCCUCGACCUGUUGGCCCUGCACAAGGCGAUGCACGGUAUUCUUUGCUUGGACAACCACUUCAGUACAACCUUUCUGUUUGUCCCCCAAUGCUGCACAGCCAGCCCCCCUAUUCUGCACAACUGACAGGGAUGAAACAUGGGAACAGAGGAAAGAGGCAAGCACUAAAAUCGGCAUCUACAGACCUUGGUUCAGCAGAUAUAGUUCUGGGCCGUGUUCUGGAGAUUACAGACCUACCAGAAGGCAUCACUCGAGCAGAAGCAGGAAAACUUUUCACACAGCUGGCAAUGUCUGGGGCCAAAAUACAGUGGUUGAGGGACGCUCAGGGUCAUGCCCCAGGACCUAGUGGCAACAAUAAUGGACCUGCAGAAAAUGGCCGCCAAAUUCACAACAAUGACCUGGCAGCCUUUUAUACCAUCGUGGCAGUCUUCCCCAGCACCAUGGCAGCACAGAACGCCUCAGUGCAGCAAAACAGUCCACUCAGCCACUUCAAGUUGCGCAGUAUCAAAAAGAACUAUGAUUUGCGCAUACUGGAACGUGCCAGCUCGCAAUAGCAUGUGAAGAUAGGUGGGGAAAGGUGUGAAGGAGGGGACAGGAGGAAGAGGAAUACAUCUCUCCCUUUCUAAUCACACCUCUUUUUCUCUCCUCUUCCCACCACCAGUUAAAGAAGCACACUGGACUUAUAAAUACAGCCGCUACCUUUCUAGCCCUCUUGCUCCAUGCACCUUUUAUUGUUAUCAACAGCUUCCUUAAGCCAUUUUACUUCAUGUUUGUCCAACCUUUUAGUUUUAUCAUUCUUCACUUCUGAUUCGCUGCCCAAUGCUCACACAUCUCUUAUGUUGCCUACUUUCUUUAUAUGUUUCUUUCCUAAACUUGCACGCUCUCCUUUAUGUUUGGCUUUUCUUUCAUUAUGCCGCUGACUCCCACCGUUCAUUAUCUUUGUGGGCCGCUACCAUAUCGUUGAUGCCCAUUUGUUUCUUUCACAUCCUGCAUACACCACAGGCUCUUCUACCGUGUCAAAUUUUAUAUAUUGAUUUUCCUCUUCGAAUUCUCUUCUGCGGUACUUUUUAUAAAGACGUUGCCCAAUUUCUGAUCGAGAGCAGAGAUGCUCUGUAGCGGGUAUGAAGCUGCCAUAGGGCAAAAGGGUAAAGGAAUGGACAGAUUAUUUUUUUCUUUCUUCACCCUGAGUGAAAUUUUGAACAUUUUGCCUUUUUUUAUUUCUAUUUUUUUUCUCAGAGUUGGUUGUCCCUGAACAUUGUAUAGAUUUUUUUUUUCGUUCUUUUUGAUGCUUGUGAGAGUACAUUAACAUGGGUAUUUAUUUGCACAAAUGGGCUGUACUCACUGUAAAUUUUAUUUAAUCCGAUUUUGUUUUUAAAUAUGGAAAAAAAGUAUGUGUCACAUUAA